Messenger RNA from Ficedula albicollis (Collared flycatcher), 1434 nucleotides. Its product is annotated as cholesterol side-chain cleavage enzyme, mitochondrial. NCBI's taxonomy places the organism in Eukaryota, Metazoa, Chordata, Aves, Passeriformes, Muscicapidae. The record is from RefSeq and is a predicted model, not a curated record. The annotation marks the transcript as partial. The transcript has 10 exons. Gene Ontology annotation, cellular component: mitochondrial inner membrane. Gene Ontology annotation, biological process: cholesterol metabolic process; cortisol metabolic process; cellular response to peptide hormone stimulus. Gene Ontology annotation, molecular function: monooxygenase activity; iron ion binding; heme binding.
CCCCCCGCUCCCCGGCCCUUCAACCAGGUGCCGGGCGAGUGGCGAGCGGGCUGGCUCAACCUGUACCGCUUCUGGCAGGAGGGCGGCCUCACCAACCUGCACCUCAUCAUGGCGCGCAAGUUCCGCCGCUUCGGGCCCAUCUACAGGUCAGCUGGCCGUGUCGCCUCCCCUGUCCCCUCCCCGUGUCACCUCCCGUGUCCCCAGCAGUGUUCCCUGCUCGUGUCCCCUCCCCCGGGCUGGCUCAACCUGUACCGCUUCUGGCAGGAGGGCGGCCUCACCAACCUGCACCUCAUCAUGGCGCGCAAGUUCCGCCGCUUCGGGCCCAUCUACAGGGAGAAGCUGGGCGUGUAUGACAGCGUGAACAUCAUCAGCCCCGGGGACGCGGCCGCGCUGUUCCAGGCCGAGGGGGCGCUGCCCGAGCGCUUCAGCGUCCCGCCCUGGGUGGCGUAUCGCGACCUGCGCAACAAGCCCUACGGCGUGCUGCUCAAGACGGGCGAGGCGUGGCGCUCGGACCGGCUGCUGCUCAACAAGGAGGUUCUGGCCCCCGAGGCGCUGCCCGCCUUCGUGCCGCUGCUCAGCGCCGUGGGCGAGGAUUUCGUGCGGCGGGCGCGGGCCCAGGCGCGACCUAAACGCGAGGCGGGCGGCGACAGGGAGAAAAUGCUGAAAUCCACACGGCUGCUCAAGGCUGCCAUCAAGGAGACACUCAGGCUGCACCCGGUGGCCGUGACCCUGCAGAGGUACACCACGCACGAGGUCAUCCUGCAGGACUACCGCAUCCCCCCUGGAGGUCCUGACAGCCCUGAGCAGGCGCUGAGCAGGUCCUGGCAGCUCCGUGCCCUGUCCCUGUCUCCCCAGACGUCCAUGACCCUGCAGUGGGCCAUGCUGGAGCUGGCGCGGGCCCCCAGCGUGCAGGAGCAGCUGCGGGCCGAGGUCCUGGCAGCUAAACGCGAGGCGGGCGGCGACAGGGAGAAAAUGCUGAAAUCCACACGGCUGCUCAAGGCUGCCAUCAAGGAGACACUCAGGUGAGGAGGAGGAGGCGCUCAGGUGAGGAUGAGAUGCUCAGGUGAGGAGGAGGAGACGCUGGUGCAGGUGGGGCUGUACGCCAUGGGCCGGGACCCCGCGGUGUUCCCGCGGCCGGAGCAGUUCGUGCCGCAGCGCUGGCUCGCCGCCGGCCCCAAGCACUUCCAGGGGCUCAGCUUCGGCUUCGGGCCGCGCCAGUGCCUGGGGCGCCGCAUCGCCGAGCUGGAGAUGCAGCUCUUCCUCAUGCACAUCCUGGAGAACUUCAAGAUCGAAACCGCGAGAGCCGUGGAAAUCGGCACCAAGUUCGACCUCAUCCUGAUCCCGGACAAGCCCAUCGAGCUGACGCUGCGGCCCCUGGAGAGCGGGGAGUGAGGAGCCCCCUCCCCCGCUGGCACCCCCGCAUCCCGGCGGCCC